AUGAUGGAGUUCAACAAUCCGCCAACGCUGCUUCAGCAAGCGGAGAAGAUCUUGCUCCACCCAAUUCAUCCCCACCUGAUCGCGUACUGCCCUACCAUGGAUUUGAUUGCCGUUAUCACUACUGAAGAGAGUCUGGAGGUGUACCGCCUUAACGGACAUCGCGCAUUCGGGCUAAAACGAAAGAGUGAGGACGUCGUUGUAGACAUGAUCAAAUGGGAAUUCAACGGCAAAAGCAUCGCGGUCAGCUGGAGCGACGGCAAGACAGACAUGGUCAGUAGUGAGACGGGGAAGGUCGGGUUAAAGGACCUCGGUCUGCCAAAGGACGCAUCGAUAGACGGACCUGAUGGGCCUUCUGCGGGAAGAGUCAAGUGCAUUGGCUGGAGUCUGAACUUCAUUGAUGUGGAGGCGAUCAAAAACAGGACGAAGAAACCGAUGCAGGGAUUCGAUCUUUCAACCGAAAAUUGGGACAGCAACAAGGAUGAAGCUGAUGUUGAGGAUUUUUUGCAGAGGCAGCCUGAUAUGCAUGUUCUCGACUGCGCACCUGACCUACCGGAUCAGCUGGCUGUUAUGGAUGUCGAAACGCUGCUACCGAAGCUGCCUGCGAUUCCUCUACCGCCCGCGCUACCGUUUAUGAGGGUAUCGCAGGCGGAUUCUGGUACGUUCACUUCGCAAGCCGAGGUUGACGCAUUACUGCACUCCCAUCAUCUAAGAGAUUACAACUCGGUGGACAUGUUCAUUAGGUGCUCGGAACGAGGAACAGUACAUCCUUCCAUCUACGACUCGCUUGAGACAGUCACCGUUGGCCUACCUUUGCCCUGGGGUAUCAGUAGUACGCCAUUGCUACACACAAGCCACCCAUACGCCUGCAGUCACGGCCUCCUCAUGCGGACAUCGGCUCCAAAUUCGCGCGCGAAAAGCAUUACCUUCGUCCCACUCACGCUCAACUUCAUUCCAAGCGCAGGAAUAUAUCUUCACCUCAUCGCCUCAAAAACCGCGCAGCUGCAAAAUCUUCUUCUGUACAUCACACAAUGCCUCCAACGCAUUCGUACAUUCUUCAAGCAAGCCACUGAUCUACCCUCGAAAUUCAUGCUCAAUAUCUCCGAGACACUCGAGGAGAAGGAUCAAGGCGAUUUGAUCACCAAUCUAUUUCACCUAGCCUGCACCGGUGCAUGCCCACCGCUCAUUCGCGAAUGGCUUGUCGACGAGCUCGCCGAACAAGGGCACAAGCGUUGGGACAAUACAGUUACUGCAUCGCUGGCCACGCUACAAGCGCUAGUCCACGAGAACCUUAUCCCGGCGCUUGACCGCACAGCCGCGGUCAUCUCACGCCUCCGAGGUUUGGCAAUGUAUCACGAGAGCGACUGGAUAUUCAACAGUCCAGCCACGGAGUUCACAUCCCUCCUCGAGACAUUGAAGAACAUGCGGUUACUGGCCCACACCGUGCUGCUCUACGUUACAGACGAGAAGCGCCAGUUUGCAGCGUUCAGCAGGUGGCUGCGCUUUGUGAUUGAUUUUGAGGCUACCGAGCCUGAAUCACAGAGCCGCGCUGAGAUGGAGGGGCGAGACUCUGGUGUUGACAUCUCGUUGGUACUCGAGUAUGUGAGAUAUGGCCUGCAGCAGAGCAGUCUGCAGCCAUAUCUGUUACCUGAGGCGAUGCUGGAGACUGCAGACAAGAAGAAGGAACAUGCAAGUUACGAAGAUACGAAGAAGGCAGUCGAAGUAUACAAGGACGGACAGAAGUGGAGACCUGACGCUCUGUGUUUAGAACAUGUCCUGGGGCAUUUGACAAAGGGUACGACAGAACUGCUGAGGCAGGUCAGCAAGUGGCAAGAGAGUGGCAUCCAGAUGGACAGUGCUAUCGUGCUCGAACCCCUUCACAACGGCGAGGAAGACAGCAUCGCCGACAUGAGGAUGGUUUAUGAGCAUCGACCCACCCCAUCCCCACCGCCAGACUCAACGGAGAUAUCAACAUACAUUGCCAUCUCCUCACCCAGCUCCCCCACAACACUACACAUCCACCGCCUCAUCCACGCAUCAAGCAUCACCUCUCUCCCGCGCGAUCUCCACAGCCACAGCAUCGCCAGCCUCGCCUUCCCCCGCGGAUCUCUCAUCCUAGACACAAAGUACGCCGACGACGCCACGCUCCUCGUCCUCCUGUACUGCCCAACGAGCAAAGAAGAUCAGAGCAGCACUGGCCCGCCGCCAACCCACAGGAUCCUGCACAUCCCCUACAACGCCUCUCAGCAAACCGAACCCGAACCGGCGGUACGAUACACAACUCUCCCCGAGACAUCACGCAGCAGCACGUUACUGCCCGGCGGCAGCGCAACACCACAGUCGAUGCGCAAGGUCGUUGAGAUAUCGCAUGCACAGGUCGAGAGUCUCACGAAACACGUCUUCGAUGCCGAGGCAAGGUUUACGCCGAGUAGGUUGGUGGUCAAUGGGCGCAAGGGGAGGAGAGUUGUGGUUGUGCUUGCUGAGGAUGCGAAGCAUUAUCGUGUGUUGGAUAUGGAUUACCCGAGUGAGCGUGCGGAAGAAGAAGAAGAAAAAGACGAGGGGGAGACGGACAUAGAGGUGGGUGAGGACGGUGAUACGGUUAUGAGCGGGCUCUAG
Molecule: messenger RNA, 2613 nt
Organism: Ascochyta rabiei
Lineage: Eukaryota; Fungi; Ascomycota; Dothideomycetes; Pleosporales; Didymellaceae
Exons: 2
Coding region: 1-2613 (870 amino acids)
Biological process (GO): positive regulation of mitotic metaphase/anaphase transition; protein K11-linked ubiquitination; anaphase-promoting complex-dependent catabolic process
Cellular component (GO): nuclear periphery; anaphase-promoting complex
Source: RefSeq, a predicted model, not a curated record